Molecule: messenger RNA, 2159 nt
Organism: Melanotaenia boesemani (Boeseman's rainbowfish)
Lineage: Eukaryota; Metazoa; Chordata; Actinopteri; Atheriniformes; Melanotaeniidae
Gene: cnrip1b
Product: cannabinoid receptor interacting protein 1b
Exons: 3
Coding region: 328-816 (162 amino acids)
Biological process (GO): negative regulation of signaling receptor activity
Cellular component (GO): plasma membrane
Molecular function (GO): type 1 cannabinoid receptor binding
Source: RefSeq, a predicted model, not a curated record
CGAGGACAACGAGAUGCGCAUUUUUAAUAGGCUAUAGUGAUAGAGAUUUCCAAGAAGGAAAGAAUCAUGAGAUCAGAUGGGUGUGGAGAAUUAGUGAAUGGUUGUGUUGUGAGCGAGGGAUUUUCAGAUAGCAUUGGUUGGGAUUAGGUCUGUGCUGCAGGUUGUACGGGAUUACAGAGCGCAGGGGGAAGCCUCGGAAAUGUACGGUGCGUUAUCGUUUCUCUCAACACGGCAUUUCUCCGUCCGCCUGAACUGAUCCACACCUGAGACCUUUCUCCCAGCUCCCCACGCCAGUCCUGGAGGUAUACACUAUAGCUGCAUGGAAACAUGGCUGACGUUCCUCAGAUCGUGAAAAUUGGAAUUUCAUUGAAGAUGCUUCCCAACAACACGGCGGUGUACUUCAAGUCGGACGGCGCCCGGUUCGGACAGACGAGAACCAUCAAGCUGCUGACCGGGUCCAAGUACAAAAUCGAGGUCGUCGUUAAACCUGGAGCUGUUCAGGCCACGUCAAUGAGUGUAGGUGGGGUGAGCUUCCCCCUGGAACAGCAGUCUAAAGACCCACAGUCUGUGGUCUACACUGGCCUCUAUGAAACAGAAGGAGUGGCACACACCAAGAGUGGAGAAAGGCAACCAGUCCAAAUCAACAUACAGUUCACAGAGGCGGGAAUGUUUGAAACGGUAUGGCAGGUGAAGUACUACAAUUAUAACAAGAGGGACCACUGCCAGUGGGGAAACAGCUUCAACAGCAUCGAGUACGAAUGCAAACCCAACGACACUCGCACACUCAUGUGGAUCAACAAGGAGAUGUUUGUCUGACAGUCUGAGACAGGUAUACGUGGUGUGUAUGUUAAUGCGUCAUUCUUUCUGUCAUCAAGUAAAAGGAAACACACCAUUUUCCAUUUCUGUAACGUAAAGCAUAUCAUCUGUUCUGUUGUCAACUGGCUUCCUGUGGAAGGACAUAAAAUACAGCUAUGUUGCCAGGUUUCCUUACUGGGAUUUUCUUUGUUUAUGGUGAAAAUGCAAAUGUGUGACAAUCAAUGGACAAUGCAUAGCACUUCUCAUUUUUCAGUUAUGUAUUUGAAAGAAUUUGAUUAAAUUAUAUUCAGAGGUUAUUUUUUUCCCACAUACAGUCUAGUAUCCCUUAAUGUGUGAUCAUAUUUAUGUGUGUGUGCAGUACUGUAUGUGUUUGUGUGUGUGUGUGUGUGUUUAUAAAUGGUGUAUGUACUGGUAUGUUUUUGUGCAUAUUUGAAACUUCAUGCAUGCAGAGUUUCAUUUCAAAAUAAAAAUUUUGCAAAAAAAAAUUUAACGUCACUUCUCGGGAGACAGUACUUCUCAGAGUGUUUCCCUUCUGUCCUCAUUUGGUAGCUUGUUCAGUCAUUUAAACCUUUAAAUGUAAAAAAUGUCAGAUGUGUUUGCCCUAAAUGACCAAAUUAAACUCUCCACACAUAGAGAAAAUAGUAAUUACAACCAUAUUAUCAGCUUUAAGUGCAGUUACUUGAUAACCAAAUAACAACACUGAAAUAUGUGGACCAAUAAGCCAGCCAGGAAAAAAUAUAUCCAUCUUCUCUUACGUGUGACUCAGUGCAUAUCAUGUUGAAGUGAGAUGUGAAAGCAGUCUAUUUUUUUUAAUCAGCACUUCUUAACCAUGAAAUUAACUAAAAGGUUGUCAUUAUUUGUGCCACCUCCUCCACCAAAACUGAUUUUUUUUUUUUUUUUAAAGAAUGAUUUUUUUUUUCCAAUGAAACCCUCUGUAAUUGUGUGGAUGUUCUUUAUUUUGUAGUAACAUUUGUAGUACUGGAAGUAGGAGUUUUGGGUCUGAGUUUAGUUGUGUCCCUGACCAUGGCAUAUUCAUCCUCUACCUCUUUUGUAGGUCUUCACCAUGUAUGUUGAUCAAUAUCACAUUUAAUGACUUUUUCUAUUUCCUGUGAUUUGCAAAAUGCUAAAUUAAAAAAAAACAUUUUUGUACAGAAAGCCAUUUGAAAUAUUUUCAUAUUGUGUGUACUUUGUUAGAAAUAACUGUAAUAUUUUAAUUUAUAAUCUAUUUUGACCUAUGCAAGACAAGUGCAGUGAAAUAUGUAAUAUAGUUGUGAAUCUUACCUUUUCCUUAAAGUAAUGUUUGUUUAUUAUGCUGUUACUAUUUAAAUAAACAAUUGAUUUUU